Messenger RNA from Zasmidium cellare ATCC 36951, 3636 nucleotides. RefSeq lists its product as uncharacterized. Gene Ontology annotation, cellular component: nucleus. Lineage: Eukaryota; Fungi; Ascomycota; Dothideomycetes; Mycosphaerellales; Mycosphaerellaceae. Gene Ontology annotation, biological process: regulation of actin filament polymerization; actin cortical patch assembly. Bases 1 to 3636 code for a protein of 1211 amino acids. The record is from RefSeq and is a predicted model, not a curated record. Gene Ontology annotation, molecular function: identical protein binding; ubiquitin binding; protein-macromolecule adaptor activity. The transcript has 2 exons.
AUGGGUCUAUUCCUUGGCUGCUACCGGGCGGUCUUCGACUACCAGGCCCAGAGCGACGAGGAGCUUGAAAUUAAGGAGGGCGACCUUCUACUCGUUCUGGAGAAGAGCACAGAGGAUGAUUGGUGGAGAUGCAAGAAGAAGGCGACAUCUGAUGAUGACGAAGAGCCUGAGGGCCUGGUGCCAAACAACUACAUUGAAGAGGUGCAUCCUAUCUACCAGGCCAAGGCUUUAUAUGACUACACCAAGCAGACAGAUGAGGAAUUGAGCUUCAAGGAGGACGCUCGGCUGGAUGUUUACGAUGUUAGCGACCCAGAUUGGACACUGGUGGGCGCUCACGGCGAGUAUGGCUUCGCCCCUGCAAUAUACAUUGAGCGUCUAGAUUCUGCUGCGGCGGCACCGCCGACUCGCAACCUGGCACCAGCACCUCCACCCAUGCCCGCGAGGCCACCAGCUGCUGAUGAUGGACCGAUCCCUGGUGAGGCCGAUUAUCCUGAUCCGGGCACCCGUCCAACGCCGUCUCCCGAUCCGCCUGCCAACAAUCCUGCUGCACAAUUAGCAGGAAUCAUUGCGCAAAGGACUGGGGGCACACAACCGUCACCGAGCACAGAGCGCGGACUCGCUUCGCCUCCACUGCCCCAGAGACCGCAAUACACACCCGAAGAGAGCGACGAGGAGGCAGCACCUUCUCUUCCACAACGACCACCCUCGCAGAGUUACCCUGUUUCACCGCCGUCCCGGCCACAAGUCCAAUUCGCUUCGCCUCGGGAUACAGAGCCACCAGGAGUCUUACCUUCACCUCCACACAACCGAGUAAUCUCGACAUCGUAUGAGGAUGAAUAUGGAGAAGAAGCUCAACGUUCGCCUGGUGGCUUCCACCUUUACAACAUCCACGAGAUGGUCUCACACAUGGGCAAAAACAAGAAAAUGCCGACAACAUUGGGCAUCAACAUUGCCAAAGGAAUUGUCAUGAUCAGUCCUGAGAAGAGCAGAGACGGCCCGAGCAAGGAAUGGACCGCCGACAAGCUUACCCAUUACAGUAUUGAAGGCAAGCACGUGUUUGUGGAGCUCGUGCGGCCCAGCAAGAGCAUAGACUUCCACGCCGGAGCAAAAGAUACUGCGCAGGAGAUCGUCGCGGCUCUGGGUGAGCUCGCCGGCGCUGCAAGAGGAGAAGGUCUGCGGGAGGUCCUAGCUGCAAGCGCGGGCACUGGGGCUGCUGGCAAAAAGCUGGGUCAAAUGUUGUAUGAAUUCAUGGCACAGGGCGCCGACGAGGUCACCGUAGCUGUCGGCGAUCAGGUCAUCGUUCUUGACGACACUAAGAGUGAAGAGUGGUGGAUGGUGCGCCGAUUGAAGAAUGGGAAAGAAGGCGUGGUUCCAUCGUCCUAUGUCGAAAUCACUGGCGUUGUACCCUCCACCUCAGACAGCAUUUCCGGAUUGACUGCGGCGCGAAGUACGGUGGAGCAAAACAGACUGGAAGAGGAGCGUCUCGCUAAAGAGGCGUCUAAAAGAGACAAAAAGCGCGAUGGAGAGGUCGUACCUCCAGAGCGUCGCAGCAGUCUUGCAGGCGACACGAGACGCACAUCGAUGCGUGGUUCUGAUAAGCGUGGCUCAAAAGAGCAGCCCAAGAGUAAGCCGAACUCAUCAAGAAUAAGGACAUGGACAGAUCGAUCAGGAAGCUUCAAAGUGGAGGCAGAAUUUAUUGGACUUCGAGAGGGCAAGAUUCAUCUUCACAAGUUGAAUGGUGUCAAAAUCGCAGUGCCUGUGGCUAAAAUGGCGGUCGAAGACCUGGAGUAUGUGGAGCGCGCGACAGGGGCGAGCUUGGAUGAGGACAAGCCUUUGUCGGACAUCAAGCGACGCAACACGCAACGACAGAAAGACGGUGAUCGCCAAAAUGGUACACGAGGUGCCGGAGCUGGAGCGAGCGUGCAGAAGAAAGACGAGUACGACUGGUUCGAUUUCUUCUUGCAGUGCGGUGUCAAUCCUCAGAUUUGUGAGCGUUAUGCUGGCGCUUUUUCAAGAGACCAGAUGAGCCCAGAAAUCCUGCCUGAGGUCAACGAGCAACUACUACGAACGCUUGGACUCAAGGAAGGUGACAUUCUACGGGUGAUGAAGUUCCUUGACAACAAAUACGACCGUACACGGGACGUUGCCUCACCGAGCGGACAGGAUGCAAAUGGAGCUGAGGGAGGUUUGUUCUCUGGGCCUGGCGGUGCGCUCAGAAACAAUACUCGAAAGGGGAGACCAGCGCCAGCGGUUCAGACGAACGAUGUUGUGGAUGAAAGCGCGUUCAAGCCAAAGACGGAGAGUCCAGCGACCAAUGAGCCACCAACAGACGCAAAAGCAACACCGCUCACGUCUGCUCCAGCACGGCAACCUACCGGUGGUUUCGAUGAUGAUGCCUGGGACGUCAAGCCAGCAAGAUCGCAGACUCCAACUGCCACAGCCAGUUCUACACCUGCGCCAGCCCCUGCGCCAGCUCCUGCACCAGUGAUUGAACCGCCCAAGCCAAAGCUCAACGAUGACCUCGUUUCGCUUACGAUCUCUAACCCGCCCUUACAGCCCACGCCCGCUCCAGCACCAGCUCCCGCACCAGUUGCGGCGCCCGCUCAACCUGCCCAACCACAGCAACCACAGCAACCAGCUGGUGCAAACCAGGCUAUCUUCGACAAGAUUGCUGCCCUCGCGCCUGCUAAUCGCCCACCUCAACAACAGCCGAUGCAGACUGGAUAUCAACAGCCGCCCAUGCCCCCUAUGCAGACUGGCUUUCAGCAGCAGCCCCCCAUGCAACAGCAGCAGACUGGCUUCCAGCAGCAGCAGCCCAUGCAACCGCAGCAGACGGCGAUGCCACGACAAAGACCGGCACCACCGCCUCAGCAAGCGACUGGCAGUUCGCUUAAUAUGCCUCCGCCUCCGCGGGCUUCCUCUGCUCCAGGAUUCCCUCAACAGUCUUCUUUUGGGCCUUCACCUUUGCAGCCUCAAUUGACUGGGUAUCCCCCUCAAAUGCCGCCGCCACAGCAACAAUUCCAGCCGAUGCAGCCGCAGCAAACAUCGUAUCAGUCCCCCACAGGAUAUGGCCCAGGCUUCCAACAAUCAAACGGAAUGCCACCGCAGCAGAAUGGCAUCCCAGCGAUGCAGCAGAACUACCCUGCCUUGCAACCACAGCCAACGGGUUUCCAGCCUCAAUCACAAUUCGGUCAGCAGCAAGCACAGCAGCUGGGUAUGGGUCAACCGACCUACCAGCAGCAAAUCAUGAACGGUCAACAGAGCGGCUCGCCUUUUGCAGAUCCGCCAAGGCAGCAAUUCCAGCCCAUCCCUUCUGGUUUGUCGAACUCGUUUACUCCGCAACAGACUGGCUUCCAGCCGGCCUUCAGCAUAUCGCAACCGACCGGCAUCAAUGGGUUCGGAGCACAGCCGACGCAACCAGCGCCUCAGUUACCACCUCAGCAGACUGGAGGUGUGUUUGGCCCGUCCCAGCCUGUCGCGCCUCAGCAGACUGCUGCGCCCUUGGUGGCUCAGAAGACAGGACCGCCACCGCCCGUACGAUUUGGCGUGCAGCCCGGAGCAAAGCCGCUAGUACCACAGCCGACUGGCAGAGCCAAUCUGUCCAAAGCAACUCCUCAGAAUCCAUUCGGCUUCUAG